Salmo salar (Atlantic salmon) is the source of this 2051-nucleotide messenger RNA. RefSeq names its product protein-tyrosine kinase 6. Gene Ontology annotation, molecular function: protein tyrosine kinase activity; protein binding; ATP binding. Gene Ontology annotation, biological process: protein phosphorylation. The record is from RefSeq and is a predicted model, not a curated record. NCBI's taxonomy places the organism in Eukaryota, Metazoa, Chordata, Actinopteri, Salmoniformes, Salmonidae.
AUGGGGGACUGUCUGCGCAAAACUUGCCCCUGUCUGGAGACGCUAUGGGUCAGACUGUUUGGCGACAAAAAGAACACCGAAUGUAACACAGUUGAGGGGAUCUCGAACGAUGUCGCCGAUGACGAGUGUGUAGAGAUCUCGCAUAAUGGCAGGCAGUCAUUCACGAGGAACCCGGUGCACCGGAAUGCGCCCCAGCCGUCCCAGACCACGGAAAGCGCGAUCUACAUGGCUUUGUGGAGAUUUGAGGCACGAGAUAAAGAUGAAUUGUCGUUCCAAGAGGGAGAUCUGUUCAACGUGAUCAGUCGAUCCGGAGACUGGUGGACUGCGCGUAAAAUAGACAGGAAUGGGCGCGUUUUGGCGAAGGGGGUUGUGCCAAAUAACUACCUGGCAAGGGGAGAAUCUGUCAACGCACAGCCAUGGUACUUUGGGAAGAUGAACCGGUUUGAAGCCCUGAGCCAAAUUCUUUCUCCAGAGAAUGGAGAGGGAGCAUUUCUCAUCCGUGUCAGUGAGAAAGGCAAGGUGGGCUACGUCCUCUCAGUCAAAGUCAGCAACCAAGCCAAGCACUUCAAGAUCUGUGAGGAGGAUGGUCAGUACUGGCUGGAACAGACCCGUCCCUUCAACACCCUGAUAGACCUGGUGGAGUUCUACACCACACACUCACUAGGAUCUGUGGCCCACCUGGGGGAGGCCUGUACCAGGAAAGAGCCAGUGCCCCAGGACCUAUCUCACUCCACAGUGGAUGAGUGGGAGCUCCCCAAGGAGGAGUUCACCCUGGGAGAGCAGCUGGGCAGCGGGUUUUUUGCUGACGUUCACCGGGGCAAGUGGAAGAACAGCAUCAACGUGGCCAUCAAGAUUCUCAAGAACGACUCGUUGAACGACCAUGAGUUCCAGUGUGAGGUGCAGAUCCUGAAGAAGCUGAGACACAGACACCUGAUCUCCCUGUUCGCCGUCUGCACCUCCUCAUCCCCCUACUACAUCAUCACUGAACUCAUGGAGAAGGGAAACCUGUUGAGCUUCCUCAGAGGUUCAGAGGGUUCUCUGCUGGACCUGGUGUCUUUGGCGGACAUGGCAGCCCAGGUGGCUGAUGGGAUGGCGUAUCUGGAGCAGCAGAACAGUAUCCAUAGAGACCUGGCGGCCCGAAACGUCCUGGUGGGAGAGAACUAUAUCUGCAAGGUGGCCGACUUUGGACUGGCCAGGAUCAUCAAGGAGCCCUUCUACGUGUCCGAGGACAAAAAGAUCCCCUACAAAUGGAGUUCCCCGGAGGCCAUCAGCCACGGACGUUUCUCCAACAAGUCAGAUGUCUGGUCCUUUGGGGUUCUGCUCUACGAGAUACUAACCUAUGGUGGGAUUCCAUACCCAGGCUACAACAACAACGAGGUAUACCGUCAGAUCAUCGCUGGCUACAGGAUGCCAGCUCCAGAGAAAUGUCCAAACUUCCUCUACAAACUCAUGUUGGCCUGUUGGAGUGACAACCCUGCAGACAGACCGGACUUCAAGGAGCUCAGGAGCAAACUGGAGAACAUCAACCGUUAUGAGCUGGAACAAUGAGCCUGAACCAUAGAAAUGGACAGUCAUCAGUGUUUAGAAAUAACCUUUAUUUUUUUUAUUUUUUUGCAUGGACAUUGCCAUUCACUUCCACCAUUUUAAAGUAGUCAACUGGGUGGGACAUCCUAUGGGUUAAGGACAGUGGAGGCUUCUGAGGGGGAGGACGGCUCAUAAUAAUGUCUGGAACGGCGCAAAUGGAAUGGCAUCAAACCAUGUGUUUUAUGUAUUUGAUACCAUUCCACCUAUUCCACUCCAGUCAUUACCACGAGCCUGUCCUCCCCAAUUAAGGUGCCACCAACCUCCUGUGAUUAAGGAUCACAUGAUUCCAUUCAGGUCAUCAGGAAGGAUCAGCCAAUGAAUUAUACUUGAGAUAAAACAUUCUAUAAACUGCAGGUGGCAGUAAAUCACCAACUUUGGCUUUUCUAUUGUUGUUAAGUCAGGACCAGCUUCUCCCUGGCAUGGAACACUUUGUUUCGAUUGUAAUAAAUAUACACUAAAGGAUAAUA